This is a messenger RNA of Hydra vulgaris (swiftwater hydra), 1548 nucleotides long. NCBI's taxonomy places the organism in Eukaryota, Metazoa, Cnidaria, Hydrozoa, Anthoathecata, Hydridae. The record is from RefSeq and is a predicted model, not a curated record.
UCUAUUUUACCCUGUAAUAUAGAGAUAUGGAACAACGACUGUUGCUCCAUAUCUCUAUAUUACAGGGUAAAAUUAUGGUAUUCACCAACCAUUUGGUUCUUAAAUUUACAAAGUGUGCAAAACGCUUAUUUGUCUUGGUGUGUUGGUAUGUGGCGGUCGUAUGCCUGCCAAUAGUUUCAAUGACGUUAGUUUUACGAAAUAGGUGACUUCUUAUGUCCAUGGUUACCAAAGUAAAGAAAUGGGAGACGAAAAACAUGCUGUACUUAGUUAUGCUUAUCAGAAAAAUACCACGCAAAAUACUAUUGAAAAGUUAUUAGAGUGGAAUGCUCAAAGUCAAUCUAAACAGCUCGAUUUAAGUAAAAAAAAAUUAGUAACUCUUCCAGAUAAAAUUUAUGAUCUCAAACACUUGCAGUUCGUCAGCUUGGAAGGGAAUGAAAUAGAAGUGAUACCAGAAAUAUUUUCUGUUAGUCUUUUUCAGUUGCUAUGGUUAGAUUUAAGAAACAACAAUCUUAGAUCUUUACCCAAAAGUAUCUCAAAAAUGUUCCACCUGAAGAACUUGCUUUUAGAAAACAAUAAACUUUCUUCAUUGCCUUUGGAACUUGGAUAUCUUACAAGUUUAACCGGUUUAAAUUUAUCAAACAACCCUUUAGUAUUUCCACCAAAACAUGUUAUUGAGAUUGGAGUAAAGGGCAUUUUGAAAUUUUUGCAAGAAAAGUUGCAUCAUCAAGACUCAACUGAAAACUGCCAUUUUGAUGACAAUGGCUGUAAAGAUGAAAUGAUGUAUUCAAGCCAGUUAGUUUCUUCAGAUAUUAGAGAAUCUUUUAAAAAUCAAACUUUAAAUCAUUUCUGCGAUAAUAAAAUGGUAAUAACAGAAAAAAGUAAUAAAGAAGGAGAUUUAAAUAAACAAAAAGAAAAAAUGUGUCACCAAUCAAAUCAGCAAACAUUAUCAAAGAAGAAAAAGAACUUAAAUUAUAAAGAAAUAAUGAAAUUCUUAAUAAUUGGCGUACAAAGAAAAAAGUAAAGCGAAAAGAAAUUCAAACUUUGACAUCAACUAUCAAGAUAAACAUACCAUACAGUAAUGAUCUUCCUUCCAAAUCUUCAAAAAGCACUGUAAGUUAUAAAGAAGCAAAUGAAUUAUUCAAAAUUAAAAUUAACUCAAAUUCUUCGCACAAUCCGAUAGAACAGCAAGUUCACGAGCAUGUUAAAAAAUUAAAACUCAGUAAUCAAAAUGCAUGUUUACUUGAUGCUAAUGAAGCAUUGAAGCGUGCAGAAGAUAACCUAAAUGAGGUUUUGAAUCUUCAAAAAGAACUAGAAAAAAACCGCUCGUUAGAUUACAGAUUUAAAGCUUUUUUUACCUGAUCUCAAGGGAUUACCAUUUGUAUUUUUAUGUGAUUAUUAAAAUGUGUAUACAAGUAGCUUGAAGAUAAAGUGUAUGAAAUUUGUGUGUGUAUGUGUGUGUGUGUAAAGUUUUUUUGAGUUAUUUAUUUCUUAUUAUAUUUAUAUUCAAAAUUAACUAUAGUAAUUUAUAAGUUAUACAUCAAUAAUAUA